Messenger RNA from Protobothrops mucrosquamatus (brown spotted pit viper), 1557 nucleotides. It is a transcript of the gene TOM1L2, whose product is annotated as target of myb1 like 2 membrane trafficking protein. Gene Ontology annotation, molecular function: ubiquitin binding; phosphatidylinositol binding; clathrin binding. The record is from RefSeq and is a predicted model, not a curated record. NCBI's taxonomy places the organism in Eukaryota, Metazoa, Chordata, Lepidosauria, Squamata, Viperidae. Gene Ontology annotation, cellular component: endosome; membrane. The transcript is spliced from 15 exons. Gene Ontology annotation, biological process: signal transduction. Bases 40 to 1557 code for a protein of 505 amino acids.
UCGGGCCGGGAGGCCGGUCGCGUUUGUUGUCAUCCCAAGAUGGAGUUUCUGCUGGGAAACCCCUUCGCCACCCCGGUGGGGCAGAGCCUCGAAAAGGCCACUGAUGGCUCCCUACAGAGCGAAGACUGGACGCUGAACAUGGAGAUAUGUGACAUCAUCAACGAGACAGAAGAAGGCCCGAAGGAUGCCGUUAGAGCUCUCAAGAAGAGGCUGAAUGGAAACAAGAACUACAGAGAGGUGAUGCUCGCUCUAACAGUUCUGGAAACGUGUGUAAAGAACUGCGGCCACCGCUUCCAUAUCCUCGUAGCAAACCGAGAUUUCAUAGAUGGCGUCCUGGUUAAAAUAAUUUCACCCAAGAAUAAUCCUCCCACGAUUGUUCAAGAUAAAGUCCUUGCUCUGAUUCAGGCUUGGGCCGAUGCCUUUCGAAGCAGCCCUGACCUCACAGGAGUCGUGCACAUUUACGAAGAGCUGAAGAGGAAAGGCAUAGAGUUUCCCGUGGCUGAUCUGGAUGCCCUGUCUCCAAUACACACCCCACAGAGAAGCGUUCCUGAAAUCGACCCGGCUGCCAACAUGCACAACUCCCAGUCUCAGCAGAAGAUCAGCCCCAGGCCCUCCCCUACCUCUUUCCCAACUUCUCAGGCCCCCACUCCGAAUGGGGCUGACCCCAUCAUAGCAAACACGGAACAGAUUGCACGGUUACGCAGCGAGUUGGACGUUGUUCGUGGCAACACAAAGGUGAUGUCGGAGAUGCUCACAGAAAUGAUCCCCGGGCAAGAGGAUUCCUCAGACCUGGAGUUGCUGCAGGAGCUGAACCGCACUUGCCGAGCGAUGCAGCAGCGGAUUGUGGAGCUGAUCUCCAGGGUGUCCAACGAAGAGGUCACCGAGGACCUGCUUCACGCCAACGAUGACUUGAAUAACGUCUUCCUCCGAUAUGAGAGGUUUGAACGGUACCGACUGGGUCGGUCAGCACAGAAUGCAAGCAAUGGGGUUCUCAACGAGGUGUCCGAGGACAACUUGAUAGACCUGGGCCCUGGGUCCCCAGCAGUGGUCAGCCCCAUGGUGGGAAACACUGCCCCCGCCUCCACCCUUUCCACUCAGCUUGCUGGGCUCGACUUGGGCACAAACAACGUGAGUGGGGCCCUCAGCUCGCUCCCCCCCAGCAAUCCCCGGGAUGACUUUGACGUCUUUGCACAAACGAGAGGAGGCGGUUCCUUGGCAGAUCAGCAUAAAACCGUGACAAGGGAGGAUCCACCAAUGGCUAAAGGGAUGGCACCUGCCCCGGAUACCCGGAAACCAAAUUCAGGAGGGAUUCCCGUCCCACAGUCCUCUGUCAUGGAGGACAUUGAGGAGUGGCUGAGUACCGACGUGAAAGGAGAUGAGCUGGAAGAAGGCGUGACCAGCGAAGAAUUCGACCGGUUCCUGGAGGAGCGUGCCAAAGCGGCUGAGAGGAUCCCCAACCUGCCCUCCCCUCCUCAGGAGGAGCCCAGAGCGCCCCCCGCGAACCCCCCCAGCAAAAGGAAGCCGGACCGGUCUGAGGACGCCCUCUUUGCUCUGUAA